AUGCGGUGCUCGAGACGGUACAACUCCCUCAGAUUCGUUUCAGGUUAUUUUGAACGGCCUAACAGUGUAAGUAAAGUUCCCUUAUCUUGCUCCUUCUUGUUGUUCUUCUUCUUCUUCUUUUUCUUCUUCUUUUUCUCCACAUUGCAGAGACAUAGCAUGCCUUUUUGUACCGUAGUAACACGUCCGAGAGUCCCUGUCAAAAAGAAAUUACUGACAUUCUUAAAAAAAGUGUUUGUAAAGCAAAAGAUCCCUCUUGGAAACCUCCCAAAUAGUGCAUCCCUAAUAUCACUUCCUUUUAGACCUAACACACCUCCUCUGCCUUUCCAUUCAUUGGACGAGUCCAAUGAUUUUUUCCAUUGUAAUCCACUAUCAAUAAAUGGUGCCACCUCUAGUGGAAAUGAAAACUCCCUCUUAGAAACUGAUCAAACUACCAACCUGUUGGCUUCUAAGGAACCUUUUCUGACAAAUGAAUUUAAGGCAUUCGAUAUAAUCCACUCCUUGCCAUAUCUUCUAGUCUCAGACAUCACUGCUAUAUCAAUUGCUCUUUACUACUUGAUCUCAGGAAACGUAAGAGACAUUCUUGGUAAACCUUAUUGGAACUACGCCAUUUGUUCCCCGGCUUGGAAGGGAUUUUACUUUUCAAGCUUUCAGCUUUUUCAACAUGAUAAUGCACUGGCAUUAAUGUCUGAAGAUCAAUGUUCAUUAUCUAAUCUUUUAGUUGAAAUAACAUGCAAAUUUUACCUUCAUAAAAUAUUCCAUAAUCAACUGUCAAGUAACAGAGUUAUGCAUUUCCUCGAAACGUUUAGAAUGAAUCCAACAUCAACUCAAUGUGUACCCGUAUUAAUUGUCGGCAUUACUUGCCUCCAUGAUCCAGAUUCAAAAUACAAUAAUACACACUCACAAACUCAAAUAAUAUUUCAAAACAGUACAGAUAAUAUCUUUGAAUUCUUCAACUGCCUAGUCAAACAAAUUGAAACGGAAUCUUACUACCAGCUCAAAAUGAACCCUCUCACAGAAAAGCUUGAGCCCUAUAAAGGACCUCGUUUCCAAUUAUCCCCUAUUACUUUCACUGACACUUCACCGUAUAGGUGGGAGAUGAUCCAGUUGGCCCAUGUUUUCCCAAAUGAUGAUCCUAUAUUGACUAAUCUCACACAAAUCUCACAUACAUUAGAAUCCUAUCUCUCCAAUGAUUUGAAUGAUUUGACCGAUGUCUAUUUAAAUUUGAAAAAUUUAGUGCUGGAAUCUUUUGAUUAUUAUAAUCCUCCUAAAUUGGAAAAAUAUCUUAAACCUUUCCCUUGGGGGGAUAUUAUGAUUGUAGGUAUGGAUUGGAAAACUCGAGAUCUAAUUCUUGACCCACAGUAUAUUCUUGAUACCGAUGAUGGUGAAAUUUGUGCAAUCUGUAGAUCGGAUUAUCAAGAAGGUGAGAUCAGUUUAAAAUUAAAGUGUAACCAUUAUUUCCAUAGUGAUUGCAUUGGCGAGUGGAUAAAGGGCUCUCCCCUUCAAAAAUGCCCAAUAUGUAGAAAACGAAUUGCAGGUUUGCCUUUAGAUUGA
This is a messenger RNA of Pichia kudriavzevii, 1551 nucleotides long. RefSeq lists its product as uncharacterized. The transcript has a single exon. NCBI's taxonomy places the organism in Eukaryota, Fungi, Ascomycota, Pichiomycetes, Pichiales, Pichiaceae. The coding region runs from base 1 to 1551 and encodes 516 amino acids. Gene Ontology annotation, molecular function: zinc ion binding. The record is from RefSeq and is a predicted model, not a curated record.